This is a messenger RNA of Gambusia affinis (western mosquitofish), 4128 nucleotides long. RefSeq lists its product as uncharacterized. Gene Ontology annotation, molecular function: DNA binding. The record is from RefSeq and is a predicted model, not a curated record. The coding region runs from base 526 to 3087 and encodes 853 amino acids. The transcript is spliced from 6 exons. Lineage: Eukaryota; Metazoa; Chordata; Actinopteri; Cyprinodontiformes; Poeciliidae. Gene Ontology annotation, biological process: DNA recombination; DNA integration.
AGUGCAAAAGAACAAAAUUUAUAUUCAAAAUAUGUAAAAGUAAUUUUGGUGCUCCAAGAUGAGAUCUUACACCAUCAGCGUCUCUCACACAGAAACUGUGAAGUCCACUGUAUGGCACAUUCUGUCAGAAAACAAAGGCUGGACAGGUGAAGGCCACAUGAAGUCAUCCCAAGACUAUGUCUUGUGUGCGUGUGUGUGCGUGUGUGUGUGUGUGUGUCCGGUGAAGGUUUAAUGAUGAAGCCCUGCAGAGCAGUGCAAGUUGCAUAGCAGGGCUAUGCUGAGAUUUCACUCUGACUCUAAAGUUAGAGCACCAUCAAAGCUCUUGAUGCGAAACAUCAACAUUGUCACACCCAAGGGUAAAAAUGUAGGAAAUUUAGGUCUGCUUCGUUAUAUAAGUUAGGGGUGUAGUUCACCACUUCUUUUCAUCAUUCUUUGAGUUCAUUUGAAAAAGGUGUUUGUUCAAGACAUUAGUUUCCAUUGAAGCAGUUGGUUGUCCAUGUUUUUAUACUAACAACUCAUUGUUAAAUGUUCCAGACAUUGACCAGUGCAAGCAUGGAACCAACAGGAAUGGACUGCGGACUUCCAUCCCUUGGUUCAGGCUCUCAGAGUAUUGAGGAUGACAGAGAUCCUAAAGAGAAUUUCGCACAGUGUUUUGAUGAAAACAAAUUAAUACCUAAAUUGCGCCGAACUAAAAGUGUCAUUAUGAAAAAUUUGGAUCUUGAAGAUUCUGGCGACCUUUUUGACUCAACAUCUGGUAGUGGUGAAGAAUACAUUCCUGAUUCUGCUGAGGAAAGCGAUAUUGGGAGCGAGGAAUUGGAUAUCUAUCCCCAUGAUUCCCAGGAAGAUUUGAUUAGCAAGUUUUCAUCUUCAGAAACUGUUGUGGAAUCUGAAAGUACAUCUGUCAAGUUUGUCGCAGACAAUUCUGGCAAUGAAUCAUGCUCUAUAGUUGUUGGUGCAUGCCAAAAGAAGGGAGGAAAAAGGGUCUACGACAAAAAGCAUUACUGUCUGUACUGCUGCAAACCAUUUUCCAAAAUGGCAAGACAUCUGCAGCAAGUACAUGAAGAUAAAAUGGACGUGGCUAAAGCACUCAGCUUUCCAAAGGGUUCCAAGGAGAGAAAACAACAUCUAGAUUUCAUCCGCAAUAAAGGAAAUUAUGCUCACAAUGCCAAUGUAAUGAAAUCAGGAGGCGGAUUGUUGGUGCCAUUCAAGCGACCAAAGGAAGAAAUGAAGAGUGAAGACUUCAUGCACUGUGCAUAUUGCCAAGGUCUUUUUACAAGAAAGGUACUAUGGCGCCACAUGCGGAGUUGUGCUCUCAGACCAGAAUCAGCCCGUUUAAAACCAGGAAAAAAUCGUGUGCAGUCCUUCUGUACUUAUGUUGGCGGUGUACCUUCCAACAUUAGCAAAAAAUUGUGGGAAAUAAUCAGUGCAAUGAAUCCUGGUCCAAUUACAGAUAUUGUCAAGGGUGACUCUGUAAUUACUGAGUUGGGGCAACAUUUGCUGAACAAGGGUGGUACCUCACUCAGGAAUCAACAAUGUGUACGUGAAAAGAUGAGAGAAUUGGGAAAGUUGAUAUACAAUGCCAGGAAAUACACAACUUUAAAAAAAAUGGAAGAACUCAUAGAUCCAAAAAACUACAUGGAGACUGUGAGAGCUGUCCAAGUCACUUGUGGAUUUGAUAGUGAAAGAAUCAUGUUCAAGAUCCCAUCACUGGCUAACAAACUUGGAAAUUCUCUAGUUAAAGUUAGCAAACUCCUAAAGGCACAAGGUUUGAUCUGGAACAACUCAGAACUUGUGAGAAAUGCCAGUGGGUUUUAUGAAGUCCAUCAGGAGAAGUGGAAUGAGUUAAUCUCAGCUACUGCCCUAAGAAACAUCAGAGAAUCUAAGUGGAACGUACCAACUGUCAUGCCCUUUACUGAAGAUGUCCAAAAGCUGCAUGCACAUCUGAAUCAAAUCCAAGAUGAAUGCUGCUGUUUGCUCUCUGAAAGUCCCUCUACAGAAGCUUGGAUCAGGUUGACAAAGUCAUUGCUGUCCCAGAUCAUUCUGUUUAACCGACGUAGAGAAGGAGAAGUUUCUAGCAUGCCUUUGGAGGCCUUUUUAUCAAGAGAUAGCUCUGACCAUCACCAAGAUGUUGACUGGGCACUCAGUGAAGUGGAAAAAAAUCUCUGCCAGCACUUCUCAAGGAUUGUCACCAGAGGAAAACGAGGUCGGCCAGUUCCGAUUCUUCUAACUCCUAAAAUGCUGUCUGCUUUAGAACGUCUCGUUAAACUGAGAGAAGCCUGUGGCGUUUUAAAAAACAACUUGUAUUUGUUUGCAAGACCAGAAGCCAUGACACAUUUCCGAGGUUCAGACUGCCUCCGUGACUUUUCAAGAGCCUGUGGCGCCAAGUGUCCGAGUUCGCUGACAUCCACCAAACUCCGAAAACAUGCUGCAACACUGUCAACUGUCUUGAAUAUGACUAAUACAGAAAUGGAUCAACUGGCAACCUUUCUGGGGCAUGACAUUCGAAUUCAUCGUGAGUACUACAGGCUUCCAGAGAAGACCUUACAACUUGCCAAGAUCAGCAAAGUUUUGAUGGCGUUAGAAAAUGGAAGACUGGCAGAGUUUCAUGGCAAGAACUUGGAUGAAAUUCAGAUUGACCCGGAUGAAAACAUAAACUCUGAUGAUAAUAACGAUGACAACAAUGCUAUGGAUGAGGAAAUCUCUUCUGCUAUUGAACCAUCAGAAGUGGAAACCCUUCCUCAAAAUAGAAAUGAAAUGACACCACCAUCAUCCAGGAAACAUAAACCACCACCAUCAUCCCCAACAGAUGAUGAUCAAGAGGAGAUACCAUUGAAAGGCAGCACCACAAGACCUUGCUCGAAAGGCAAAAGACCUGUAAAGAAAACACCAUGGACUGAAGACGAAGUUCAAGCUGUCGAGAAACACCUGGGUGCUUUCAUAAAAUCUUUCACAGUGCCAGGAAAAAAUCACUGUGAAAAAUGCUUAAAGGCAGAACCAGUGGCUUUAAAAAAUCGAACAUGGCAAAAUGUGAAAUUUUUCAUUCAUAACCGCAUUACAACCAACAGGAAGAAGCUUCAGCGUUAUUAAAUAGGCGUGCUUUAUAUAUUUGGUUUUCCUUUUUCAAUUUAAAUUCCAAAUACUUGUUCAGUGUGUUUUUUACAUACUGCUUCAGUGUUAAUUUAGAAGAAGUACUAUUUUUCUUUUCAUUAUUUUAAAUGUUUAUUUGAAAAACCUGAAGUGGAGGUUUAUCUUUAAUACUUUUAAGAUAAGGUUGUUUCUUUUUUUUUACAGCCACUGAGCAUCUUUCCGCCUAUAGUUAAUUAAAAAGGUGUUUUGCAAUGAUUUGUUUUCAUGUAAGAAUUUUCUGAUGUUAGUGAUGUUAUGUUCGGAUGUUACUGAUGAGUUGUUAUCAUUCUUGUCUAAAUCUAAUAAGGCAGAUGGAAUAUUUGUUUUUUGCAUACUACAUACUGCUUCAGUGUUAAUUUAGAAGAAGCACUAUUUGUCUUUUUCAUUGUUUUAAAUGUUUAUUUGAGAUAAGGUUGUUUCUUUUUUUUCUUUUACAGCCACUGGGCAUCUUUGUGCCUAUAGUUAAUUAAAAAGGUGUUUUGCAAUGAUUUGUUUUUAUGUAAUAAUUUUCUGAUGUUAGUAAUAAGUUAUUGAUCAUUCUGUUAAAAUCUAAUAAGGCAGAUGGACUAUUUUAGGAAAUUGAACAAAGGUCCCCACUAGGUAAGUUAGUUUGUGUAACAUAUGCAAAUAAUAUGUAAAUCUGGUCCCCAUCUGACAUGUUUUUUCGGAAGUUAAUGAGUCCCCAUGUAGCAUGGCCCAGACAAGUUGAUGACCAUACUUUUGAAAUUGAGAUAUUUCAAGCUGUGUAUAGGUUAAUACAGCUAUAAAUAGUGUAAAAUAUUUUUUCUGAAUUUUUAGAACCACUAGAAAGGGUGGUCCCCACAAUUGAUGAUAAAAAUAGUAGUCCCCACGAACCAUGGAAACCAGUCUGCGUGUGCGUGCGUGUGUGUGUGUGUCCGGUGAAGGUUUAAUGAUGAAGCCCUGCAGAGCAGUGCAAGUUGCAUAGCAGGGCUAUGCUGAGAUUUCACUCUGACUCUAAAGUUAGAGCACCAUCAAAGCUCU